CAGCGCCUGCAAUGUGUUGGAAGGACACCAUGACAAGUCCGUGGCUCUUUCUCCUCCUUGGGCUAGCAUCUCUCUCUUUCUCUCCAGCGGAAGGGACCAUCAGCCCAACGGAGAAGAAACCCAAGAAAGACAAAUCCUCCCAAAUCAGAGAAGAGGAUCACGUUUUGGUCCUGCAAAAGAGCAACUUUGAGAAGGCCCUGAAUGAAUCAAAGUACCUGCUGGUGGAGUUCUACAUUGCUUUGUCGGGGCCUUCUCAGAGUUUGGUUACGGAAUUUGCUAAAGCGGCGGAACAGCUUAAGAACGAAGCCGUGGAGAUCCGAUUUGGCAAAGUGGACGUGGCAGAGCAGAAGGACUUGAAAAAGGAAUUCGACAUCCAGGAAUAUCCCACCCUGAAGUUUUUUGUAGAUGGCGACAGGAAGAAUCCCAUUGACUGCAAAGGAGUUCGGGAAGCCUCUGCUUUUGUCACAUGGGUUAGAAGAAGAAUAGGACCCAGCGCCAUACUUAUGAAUAGUACAGACCAGGUCAGAACCUUCAUAGGCCUUGGAGACUUGGUAGUGAUUGGCUUUUUUAAGAGACUUCAAGGUGGACCAGUGGAGGUUUUCUAUGAUUCUUCAAGAGAUGUCCCAGAACUCCCUUUUGCGGUAACAGCCAGUGAAGAGGUUUUCACUAACUUUGGCAUCAGAGAAGACAUGGUUGUUAUAUUCCAAAAGGGAAAGCCUGUUCACAGUGAAGCAUCCGAAGAUGGCAAACUGAAUGAAGUGGAGCUCACCCGAUUAAUCAAAACAUUCACCAUGGAUUUAGUCACGGAGUAUAACCUCGAGACAUCUGUGAAGAUUUUCGACAUACCGGUUGAAAACCAUAUCGUUCUGUUCAUGCCCAAGAGCUCGGGGGCGUUUGGCGAGGCUUACAAAAAUUUUACAUCUGCUGCUGUGGAAUUCAGAGGGAAGAUCAUGUUCAUCUUUGUGGAUACUGACGAAGCCAGAAACGGCCGUGUGAUUGAGUACUUCCGUGUCGCUGAGGUGGAAGUCCCUGCCGUACAAAUCCUAAACCUGACGAGUGACGCCAGGUACAAGAUGCCGGCGGAUGACGUGACCACGGGGAAUCUACGAGGCUUCUGCCAGAGCUACUUAGAAGGAAAAGCAAAGCAACAUCAGGCCAGCGAGGAAAUCCAAGAAGGCUGGGAUAAGAAGCCCGUCAAAGUACUCGUUGGGAAGAAUUUUGACAGGGUUGCCUUUAAUAAGAAGAACCAUGUAUUUGUAAUGUUUUAUGCACCUUGGUCUCAUGACUGCCAGAAACUCUUACCGGUUUGGGAUGAGCUUGGCAAGAUGUUUGAAAGCCGCAAAAAAGUAGUCAUUGCCAAAAUAGACUUCACGGCAAACGACGUCCUGUUAGCCGGCUUGGAACGCUACCCAUUCUUCAGGCUGUUUCCUGCGGGAUCUGAAACUGAGGUUGUCCCAUACAAAGGGGAACACUCACUCAACGCUUUUGUGACAUUCUUAGAAGAACAAAUUCGGGCAAGAAAAAAGGACUCAUCAAAGGCCAAAAAAGAAGACCCCAUGAAAGAAGAGGAAAAAAUCACACCAAAGGAGGAACUUUAGGGUGGUUUUCUGUGUGUGUGUGUGUGUGUUUACCAAGGAAGACGAAAGCUAGUUUUUCAAGAAUGGUUGAGCAGUGUACAAGAAUUUUAAUUGGAUUGUGAGAAUCUAGGAAGGCAUUGGGGGGGAAAUCAAAAUAAAGAAAAAGCAAGCAAA
Messenger RNA from Elgaria multicarinata webbii, 1751 nucleotides. RefSeq names its product protein disulfide isomerase like, testis expressed (gene PDILT). Gene Ontology annotation, biological process: protein folding. Gene Ontology annotation, cellular component: endoplasmic reticulum. Lineage: Eukaryota; Metazoa; Chordata; Lepidosauria; Squamata; Anguidae. Gene Ontology annotation, molecular function: protein disulfide isomerase activity. The record is from RefSeq and is a predicted model, not a curated record. The transcript has 11 exons. The coding region runs from base 12 to 1598 and encodes 528 amino acids.